Nematocida parisii ERTm1 is the source of this 1267-nucleotide messenger RNA. RefSeq lists its product as uncharacterized. NCBI's taxonomy places the organism in Eukaryota, Fungi, Microsporidia. The record is from RefSeq and is a predicted model, not a curated record. The transcript has a single exon. Bases 1 to 1233 code for a protein of 410 amino acids.
AUGGACAGUAUUGUUUUAGCGUACAACAAACUAUCAGUUAGCACACUUUCAACAGUAUUCAAGGAGAUAGAAAAAGCAUACGAAAAGAACAGCAAAGAUACAUCUUCUAUGAUAAUUAAAAUACUCUCAGAGACAGAGCUGGAAAGCAACUUACUCGCAAUUUCAUCUCUUCUGAAGCUAAUAUACUCAGCGCUGGACAAGUCAAUUGUUGAGGAAAUUAUCACAAAGAUAGAUGAUUUAAAUCUUUGCUGCUACAUAUUCAAUUAUGGUCUGGUCGAUGACGCAUUUAUAAACUCAAAAGUACAGAAUCUUCUAAAGAAACGGGAUAUUUUAUCUGUUCUGCGUAUACUGCAGAUGUGCAGUGGGAUAUUAGACAGCUCUACUCUUUCUUUAAUAGAAGCUGGCGCAGACUCUGCAAUGGAAGAGUGGGAGCGGCAAGAAGGCCGUCCGUGCGUUCUUCUUAAGUUCAUUAAAGAUUCUGUUAAGCAGAUUCAAAAUGGCCGCAGUCCAUACAGAAACUAUCUACAGGAAGAAAUGAACAGCGUAAAAGUGACGAUCUCAAACAUUCUAAGUAAAUACACAUAUACCAACACAGAAGUGAUCACUACAGCCACUGAUGCAGAUGAGCUCAUAGCAGUAAAAUACGGAAUGAAUACCUCUUUAAAGAAAAAAAUAUUCUCCAUCAUCACCAGCAGCACAGAUUACUAUGAAGCCCAGCGGUCUCUUUAUAAGCAAAUAAUUCGAAAAGUAUGGCACAUUGAAGAAAUUGUUAAAAUAUCAAUUCGCCUGUGCAUUGUAGAGAGCGUGUUCAACGUAUACUAUCCCUCUCUAAUUAUAUCUAUAUACAACAGCUCGUCUAGCAGCCAUAAAGGCGCAGUUAUGAACUACAUAUACCACACGAUUGAUGAACAGGCAAAUUCUCUUUCUAAGAAAACUAUUAAGGAAAUAUAUAAUUUGGGGAUGCUUAUAGGCCACUUAUACGGCAAUGAAGUAAAUGUGCUUAAGCCGCUAGUCUGUCUAAGUAUUAUUGGAAAGAAAGAAGGUGUGCUUAUAAAAGUUGCCAUAAAGAAUAUUCUGAUUCUUUACCAGCAGAAGAAGAUUAAAAAGAUUCGAAAGAUUAAGGAAACAGAGAGGUUUAGAGAAUUCUUCAUGUCAAGGCUAGUGGAUGAAUCGUUCUUAAAGAGCACCGAUCAAACAGAUUUAGAAGCUUUGUAUUCCCAGAUGUUUAUAUAAUUGUAAAAAUUUGUUAAUAUUAGAGCAGAAGGAA